AUGUGCGGCGAAGUAUCACUCCAUAACGUGAUUACCAUUGACCACGGCAACGAGUCUCACAUAUUUGCUGGAAAAAAACUAUUUACUGAUGACAAUGUUUGGCAGUAUUGUGAUAUUUCUGAUGAUCAGCUUCAUCGAAUUUGGUCAACAACCACAAUUCGUCCUAAUUUCUGUCCUCGAAAUGGAUUCUUCUACAACGGCACGAAUGCAAAACUAUGGGAAAUCAUGACUGACAAAAUUAUGAUCAUACGAGACGGAGAAGAGCUUUCAGUAGACGAUUAUGAGUGUUUAUUGAGCAUCCCGGACGACUACAAAGAUGGUUCCCGCAGUAAAGAUCGCAAGAGAUAUGGCCAGGGCUUCGGGCAGAACUACACUCGCAAGCAAGCCUUCAUGAGAUCUUUGAUUCUGAAAAAGGCACAAUCCCUAUAA
Molecule: messenger RNA, 429 nt
Organism: Aspergillus bombycis
Lineage: Eukaryota; Fungi; Ascomycota; Eurotiomycetes; Eurotiales; Aspergillaceae
Exons: 1
Coding region: 1-429 (142 amino acids)
Source: RefSeq, a predicted model, not a curated record